AUGGCUGCCAAACUCAUCCUCCCGCUCCUCAGCGCUUUCGUCUUCUAUGCCAUCUACUACCAGGCCGCCGUCAAUGGCCUCCAGGACCUCGCCGACGAGUCCAUCGCAUCCGGCACCCUCCCAGGCACCCGCGAUCCCCUUCGCACCGUCUACACCACCGUUGCCCCCGUCGACCAGCUUCUCACGCUCCUGACCACCUUUUUCUGGCCCGUCACCGACGGGAGCCGACCGGGGCUGCUGCUUCAUUGCCUUGCUUUCUCCGGCACCUACUGCUCCGCCUGGAUCCUCGUCACCUUGGAGUCAUGGAGACGUGGCAACGCAGCCUCUCUUGCUGCCUUCGCCUCCAUCUUCGGCAUCGCCGCCCAACUCUUCACCUUUGCCUUUGCGACGCCGCUGUACUGCGUGAUCCAGCUCUACGUGUCCGUCACUGCCCGCAAGCCCACGGCCGAGAACCUCGCCAUUCCGCACUCUGUCCUGCGGGCAAUGCCUCUUGCCUUUGCCGCCGGUAUGCUCCUCCCUUCCGGUCUGAUGCUUGCCCCCGAAUCGGAAAUCUUCACGUCGGACCUGAAGCAAAUCUUCAUCGCCCUCUGGCAGCCAUGGCCCGUCUACGUCGCCAGCAUUCUCUUCGUCGUCCACGUCGCUUCUCCUUCGGCACCCGUCAACGAUCAGUCUCCCGCCGACGCACGCGCCAGCCGUAGCUCUCUCCGGUUCGUCUACGCCUUUGCCUUUGCCAUCGCCGCCGUUCCCCACCUCGUCAGCAUCGUCAUAUCCGCCGCGACGGUGGUGGCGCCCACCAUGUUUGACCUGCAAUUCCUCGAACCCCUCCACCCUCUCAACGUCUUUGCCGCCGCCCCCUGGCCCUGGUCCAACCCCGUCGUCCAGGUCGAGACAGUGGGAGAGGGUGUGCAAGCCUUCCUGGCUUGGGAUUAUUUGAUUGGAUCCACCGCCGUCUUGGUUUGGACCGUCAGUCUCUUCAAGUCGGCCCAUCGUGCCGUGUACGGACCCGCCGAGAAAACCUGCCUCGCCCUGAAAGUCAUGUCGCUCGUACUUUUGGCCGGUCCCGUAGGAGCUGCCGUCGAGCUGAUGUGGGAGAGGGAGGAGCUUGUGCUGCAGGCCGAUGACGCCAAAACCGCGCCGCGAAAGGCGUAA
This is a messenger RNA of Drechmeria coniospora, 1149 nucleotides long. RefSeq lists its product as uncharacterized. The transcript has 2 exons. The coding region runs from base 1 to 1149 and encodes 382 amino acids. The record is from RefSeq and is a predicted model, not a curated record. Lineage: Eukaryota; Fungi; Ascomycota; Sordariomycetes; Hypocreales; Ophiocordycipitaceae.